Messenger RNA from Chara braunii, 8694 nucleotides. NCBI's taxonomy places the organism in Eukaryota, Viridiplantae, Streptophyta, Charophyceae, Charales, Characeae. The record is from the annotation of a GenBank genome assembly.
GUUACAGGAGGACGACGACAAUGGCUACAAACCCGUUGAGUUCAUGUCAGCGAGGAUGCCCUCAGAGAAGGUUGCUACCUCGAUGUAUGAGAGAGAACUCUACACUCUCAGGUAGACCUUAGAGCACUGGAAGCAUUACCUGCUUGGGAGGCACUUCAAGGUGUAUUCAGACCACGAGACACUUAGAUGGCUGAAGACACAGGCCAAAAUGACACCUACGUUGACUAGGUGGGCGGCUGAGAUAGACCAAUACGACUUUGAGCUCAAACCAAUUAAGGGCAAGUACAAUGUAGUUGCGGAUGCUCUGAGUAGGAGAUCAGACUACUUUGGAGCUAUAGUUCACUAUCUGGACAUAGGGAGUGACCUACAGGAGAAAAUUAGACAGGCGUAUGCGCAGGACCCUAUUUAUAGUGACCUCCUCAAAAGAGUCAAGGAGGUUCCGGAGACCGAGCCAGAUUAUCGCACUACAGAGGGGUCGUUAUUUGAGAUUACCGCACUACAGAGGACGCUAUUGUCUGCGGAGGUCUUGCGGAUAUACGACCCACUUUUGCCUACGCGUGUCACUACGGAUGCGUCAGGCUAUGGCAUUGGUGCAGUCCUCGAGCAACAUGAUGGUGUGGACUGGCACCCGAUCGAGUAUUUCAGCAAGAAAGUGCCUGUCGUGCAUUCCAUUGACGAUGCACGCAAGAAGGAGCUCCUCGCCUUCGUCCACGCGCUCAAGCGGUGGCGGCACCUCCUCCUUGGUCUAUGCCAAUUUCAAUGGGUAACGGACAACAAUCCGUUGGUCUUUUACAAGACCCAAGACACCGUCAACAACACCAUCGCCCGAUGGAUGGCUUUCAUCAACCAAUUCCACUUCUUUCCCGAUCACAUUCCCGGGAAGUCGAACCGUUUUGUGGAUGCUCUUUCACGGCAUCCGGAUCAUUGUACCGCGGUCUACUCAGCCUUCGAGAUCGACGAUGACCUGCGGAACAGAUUCAUCCGCGGCUACCAAGCCGACCCCGAGUUCCGCGACAAGUACGUAAAUUGCUCCUCUCCUAAUCCGGCGCCGUCUCACUACCGGAUCCAAGAGGGGUACUUGCUUGUCCACACACAGGGGAAGGACCUUCUUUGCGUACCGAGUGAUCCUCACUUGCGUACACGGCUUCUUGGCGAGUUCCACGAUGCUCCCGCCACCGGACAUUUUGGAGUCGAUUGCACGAUUGGCCGACUUCGCGAGCGAUUUUGGUGGCCCUGUCUUCUCGGCGACGUCACACGCUAUUGCGAGUCAUGCGAGGACACCGGGGCACUGCCACGACGCAGUGCCAGGCUUGCAGUUCGUACCCGCCCUGUGGUACCUCCAAGAACGAAGGCUCAGCAACAGCGACUCAGCAAACGGAAGACUCCAGCGGCAUCGAGUACAGCAUUGACGGUACCGGUUACCACCGGGGUUCUUCCCGCAUGCCCGGUCCAACGGGCCAAUGAGCCAGUGGCAGCUUACUUUCAGCGGGUACAGGUAUUCACUGAUACCGUAGCUGCCGUCAAGGCUCAGCAGGAGGCAGCAGAGGCAGAACGUCGGCGGCUGGCCAAUGAAGCGGCAGCCCAAGCUCAGCAGACUGCUGAGGCUGACGCAGCGGCACGAGACCAACGAAAUGCCGCCAGCACGGAGUCCCUGAUUCGUAGUGAGAGUCAGUGGACAACGUUCCUCCAAGGCAUGAUCUUUGUGCCUUCGGACGCGCAGGCAGAUCCGACACCGGCGGAGGCAGAGAAGACCCACCUGGCCAACUUGAUGCUAGGCAUGAUGAGAGGAAUCAUGUGGAAUAACACACUGCUGCAGGCACAUCUGCGCACGAAACGAGAGCAAAGACAAAAGUACCAGCAAGACAUUGCUGUUUUAACAACUGCCAUCCGCGCCGAAGCAACACAGCAGCAGCAACUGCAUCAGCAGUUGAACUCCGCUCUCGCGCGUAUCAACAACAUUGAGGCUAACACCUCAGCAGCGCCAGGCUGCACGAUAGACGAGACAAAGCAGCUCAAUGGCGACAUAGGUGUUUUCAAUGGACAGGACACGAUCAGUAGCACGGUGGCCACCAUCAAGACGGAUAUCACCAAGCUGCAGACGAGACCGGACGCCGCCACGAAGAAUUACAAGAUGCCGCACUUCGACAUCAGCAAGUUCGACGACUACAACAAGUCGGACGCCUUGACAUGGUGGCAAAGCUUCCUCACGGAAGCAUCAUGCCGCACAGUACCGACCGACGACAUGAUGAAGGCACUGUACUUACAACUGAUUGGAGGAGCGCAGGCAUGGAUGAAUCAUCUGGCGGCUACAAAGAAAUGCACCAUCGCCGAACUCCACACGCACAUUCCGUGGAAGGAGUUCGAGAAGCUAUGGCUCACCCGGUUCAUGGUUCGCAACGUCGUGAAGGCAGCCAUGAACGAGGUGUACACCUGCUCUCAAGGUAGUAUGCCAACUCGAGCCUGGACAAUUAAGUGGCAGAAGAUAGUGACCACACCAGGCUUCGAUUUGAGUUUUACCAAUCAACGAUCCGAGUUCUUCUCGCGAUCGUGCGCAGGACUGCGAUCGACACUCGGCAACGAGUACGAUUACGAUUCAUUCCAGGCCAUUCUGGAUCGUGCAAACUUGGUCAUCCAAACGGAUGACAAGGCUGCAAACGAACGGCAGUCCCAGCCGCAUUAUGUGGCUAAGCAUGGCUAUCAACGUCCGACACACAACAAUGCCGUGAUUUCUAAAGAAACAGUCGAUCUCCACGCUGCAGCAGCAUCCUCGAGUGAUGGAGGAAUUGUAGCAGCGCUCCCGCCGAAGCGUCCCAAGAGAGUUCGGAAGAACAAGGCGACACAAGAGACGGCAUCGACGGGAACUGGGCAGCAGCCAUGGACGGCUUACAAGAUAACCAAGGAUGUCUAUGACCUUCGUCAAAACAAACUCGGGAAACUGAGUUACGCAAGGAGAGGGGCGAUGUCUCUCCUCACUCCGCUGGAACCGGUUGCCUUGCUAGCAAUCGAUGUCACUACUGGGGAGCAUGCGUUAGUCGCUGAUUCUCGUGCCACGUACGAGGAUUAUGCCGCCCAGCUGGUACCACCACUAGACCAGCCAAGCCACGUGCACUUAGAUUGCGUAUGCGCAGCCUGUACACCGUCGGCAAGUGAUCCGGUCAGUUCGCCACUGAUUUCGGAGGACUCGACGGCGUGGUCAAGACUUGAGGAGCUUGACCCGCUCACGAGAGAGGACUUCGCUUGGAUGCCUCUACCCUCGACCGGAACCUUGCCAAGGCCACAUUGCAACGCCUUGAUGGCAACUCUACGCUCCUAUUUGCACGCUACUGUACCAGCUCCGUUGACGGACGACGGAGUAGCCGUUGUCGAUCUCCGCUCCUAUCUUGCGAAGAUUGACCGCGAGUACGCCACCCAAAGGUACGCCGAAACCGACGCACCUUUGCUCUAUAUCCGCAUUCAAAUCGGAAAGGCAACYUGUAGUGCCUUGAUUGAUUGCGGAGCGUCUCGCAACUUUAUGAGCCAAGCCUUUAUGGCCCGCGCAGGUCUUGGCCCUCGCGUUCGAAGGCAGACGCAACCUACGCAAGUUACACUCGCGGACGGCCGCACGCAAAAGUCAAUUGACCAAUGCGUUGACGACGUUCCGGUCUACUUUGCGCCCCUUGCGUGUGAGCCGGUGUCUUUUGACAUCCUCGACACCAAGUUCGACAUGAUUCUAGGCAUGUCUUGGUUGCGUAGCGCCGAUCAUCUGGUGAACUUCCACGACCGGACCGUUCACAUCCGUGAUCGGAACGGAGUGUUAGUCCCAUGUACGGUCGCGACCCCUCACACUUCGAUUGCUUGUCACGUGGUUUCCGUUGCGAGAAUUCGCGACGCCAUUGCUCGGAAUGACGUCGAGGAGAUGGGCCUUGUAUUCUUGCAUGCUCUCCCCUCGCCGGACGGACCAGCCGCGUCACCGUCGGACCCACACAUCACUCACCUCUUGGACGAGUAUGGAGACGUCUUCGAGGCGCCCACCGAAAUGGUUCCGGAUCGGCCCAUACGUCACGGGAUCACUCUCGAGGCGAGCGUCGUCCCUCCGCGUGGAUGUAUCUACCGCAUGAGCGAAGAGGAACUCGAGGUGCUUCGCGCACAACUCGAUGACCUUCUCGACAAGGGUUGGAUUCGCCCUAGUUGCUCGCCAUACGGAGCACCUGUUCUCUUCGUCCGGAAGAAGAACAAAGAUCUACGGUUAUGCAUCAACUAUCGCAAACUUAACGCACAAACCGUAAAGAACGCCGACCCUCUCCCUCGGAUUGAUGAUCUCCUUGAGCGGUUAGGCGGCGCGACGUACUUCUCGAAGUUGGACUUGAAGUCAGGUUACCACCAGAUCGAAAUCCAGUCUCAAGAUCGGUACAAGACCGCGUUCAAGACGCGAUACGGGCAUUUUGAAUGUUGCAAGACCACUCUGGCAAAGGCAGCAGCACAUGCAGCAGAAGCAACUCUUUUUUGUCGAAGUGCGGCCGAGCUAUUUUCCAUGUAUGUGGGUGAGGGAGAAGGCAUAGUGCGUGAGACUUUCAAGAGGGCACGGAUGGCUGCUCCUAGCAUCAUUUUUAUCGAUGAUGUGGAUGCUAUUGCUUCUCGAAGCUGUCAAAAACCUAAGGAAACAAAAAGGAACUGUGAAGGACGGGACGGGGUCGAUUACUGGUUGGAAAAGGAGAAGGGGAGUGAUGCAAGUCACACGGUAUUCUGUCAGAUGUUCUGCAAAGGUGAAGGCGAGCUUGAUGAGCUUCGCCGCCAACUCAAGGAACUCGUAGAGAAGGGCUGGAUCCGGCCGAGUGUCUCUCCUUAUGGGUCUCCAGUUUUAUUUGUGCCUAAGAAGAAGGAGGGAACCCUUAGGAUGUGCAUUGACUAUAGGGGCCUCGAUGCCAUCACUGUCAAGAACAGAGAGCCCCUACCGCGCAUCGACGAUCUGCUAGAUAGAGUGCAAGAGUGUCGGUACUUCAGCAAGAUAGAUCUGAAGUCCGGGUACCAUCAGAUUGCCAUACGGCCCGAGGAUCAACACAAAACCGCGUUUCAGACCAGGUACGGUCUGUACGAGUUUGUGGUGAUGCCUUUUGGCCUUUGCAAUGCUCCUGGCACCUUUCAGCACGCUAUGAAUCGGAUAUUCCAUGACUACUUGGAUAAGUUUGUCGUCGUGAACCUCGAUGACAUACUUAUUUUCAGUAAGACUGUCGAGGAACAUGUGGCACAUCUGGACAAAGUCCUCGGCCUCCUGCGACAGCACAAGUUCAAGAUCAACGGUGAGAAGUGCGAGUUUGGCCGCACCCGUGUCUUGUACUUGGAUCAUGAGAUUUCUGCGGAGGGAUUGAAGCCCGAUGACGCGAAGGUGGCUAGCAUUCGUGAUUGGCGACGUCCUCAGUCUGUGACUGAGAUGAGAUCUUUCUUAGGAAUGACAGGCUACUAUAGGACUUUCUGGACAGAUAAGUGCGAGGCUGCUUUCAGACAUCUGAAGCAUGCACUGGCGCACUAUGAAGUCUUGAAACUUCCUGAUCCUGACAAGCCGUUUAUAGUCACAACGGAUGCCAGCCAAUAUGGCAUCGACGCCGUGCUUGCGCAGCAGGAGGGGCCAAAGUUGAGGCCAGUAGAGUACAUGUCCAAGAAAAUGCGGUCUCAGAAGUUGGCUAAGUCCACUUAUGAGAAGAAACUCUAUGCGGUGUACAAGGCUCUCACCCAUUGGAGACACUAUCUCCUUGGGCGGUUCUUCAUCCUCCGGACUGAUCAUCAGACCCUGAGAUGGAUGAGAACACAACCGGUACUCUCCGAUGCUCUCAAGCGUUGGAACGAAGUCAUUGAGCAAUAUGACUUUGACCCUCAGUAUCUCAAAGGGGAGUACAACAAGGUUGCUGAUGCCUUGUUGUGGAGACCGGACUUCUCAGGUGCGCUGAUUACUGAGUUCGAUCUGACGGACGAUGUUACUCAGUCUUUGGUGGAAGCCUAUCGUCAGGACCAGUUUAUGUCUGAGAUCAUACGUAGACUUGAGGCGAAGGAUAAGAAGACCUCCGCCGAGUUUGAGUUGGUCAAUGGAUUGCUGUUCCUAGAGAAGGCAGGGAAUAAACGCUUGUGUGUUCCAAAUAGCGAGUCUUUGCGCAGUUUGUUUUUAGGCGAGUGUCAUGAUGCCACCGGCCAUUUUGGGUACAAGAAGACCGCAGCCAACUUGCUGCAGCGGUGCUGGUGGCCCACGAUGAUGAAAGAUGCACAGCUGUACGUGGAAACUUGUCAAGUAUGCCAAAGAGACAAGCCCCGUACUCAGGCUCCUCUUGGGCUGCUCAAGCCCCUUCCGAUUCCGGAAAGGCCGGGUGAAAGUUUGUCCAUGGACUUCAUGGAUACGCUGGUCACCAGCAAGAAUGGGAUGAGACAGAUCUUUGUCAUCGUGGAUAGGUUUAGUAAGUUUGCUAGAUUAAUAGCUAUGCCAGAAACAGCGAAGAUCGAGUACGUGAUCAGGCUAUUUAAAGAGAACUGGGUUAGAGACUUUGGACUGCCGAAGUCUAUAGUCAGUGACAGGGACGUCAGGUUCACGAGUGAAUUGUCUAAGGCCGCUGCAGCUUAUACGGAUGUCAAGCAUUCUCCUAUUUUCCGAGGGAAGAGGAUUCUGUUUGUGUUUGUUAUGAGAUUGCUGGACGCUGACAGAAGCUACAUUGGCAAUUGUCUCUCCAGAGCACAAGGUGAUGGAGCAAGCAGUGGCAGAGGUGGAGGAGGGGGAGGAGGAGGUGGGGGGCUCUCAGCUAGCGAGCGGCUUUUGUCAACCUUGCUGACGGAAAUGGAUGGAUUAGAGCUGGCGCACGGUGUGCUUGUCCUUGGUGCCACGAGCAGGCCUCAGAUUAUUGACAGCGCUCUCCUACGGCCUGGGCGCUUUGAUAUGGUGAUUUAUGUCUCUCCUCUUGAUGAGGCUGGAAGGUUGGAGACGUUGCAAGUGCACACGAGGCCAAUGUCACUCUCACGGGAUGUGGAUCUGAAUCUCAUUGCGAGGUCAACAACAUUCUUCACUGGAGCGGAGAUUGCAGGUCUGUGCCGGGAGGCUGCAAUGUCUGCGCUUCGAGAAGAUAUUAAUGCGGACGCAGUUUCAAGCCGGCACUUUGAGAGUGCAUUGGCAGGCAUCCAACCGUCACUUUCACCAUUGAUCCUUUCAAGCUACGCCAGUUUUUUGAAGAACGUGAACAGAAGAAACUAGUAAUUAAUGAUUAAACUCGAAACCAAUGUUCUCUCCUGAGAGGGCCUUUUUCUAAUGUGCUCGAGCCACUGGGUAAAUCACCCACUAAUUGGGCCUGAUUUUUGUUGGACAUGCUUGUGUUAGUCUGUGACUAAGAGCAGGAAAAGGUGGAAGAGAGAGAGAGAGAGAGAGAGAGAGAGAGAGAGAGAGAGAGAGAGAGAAAGAGAGAGAGAGAGAGAGGAUGGUAGCUUUGGACUUCCUCUUGGCUGCAGCCUGCCAUUCAGCCAUGGAGGUUUGCAUGCAUGAGCGCAUGGUCUUAUUGUGCGAGAUGGGACCACCAUAGAACCGAUAAGCUCCGCCAUCCUAAAUGUCAAGCAGCUGGGAUAGCCCCAAGGCCAUCAAGGCCGUCUGCUACGACACAAUGCCGACACCCAGAUGUGAAAGGAUGCCAAGCAAGCACCUUGAUCCGACACGAAUUCACGCAAGAAAUGUCAAUCUCAACGCAACACGAAAAGGAGUGGUGGUAUGGGUACCAGGUUGAGUGAAUUCUUCACUCGUGUUUUGAACCAUGCGUUUUCAAUACACAGGUGGAUAUAUCUGUCCAUCCCAGUGUGUGGCUUCGAGCGGCAGAUUUGACUUCCUCUUUGGCCACAUUCUGUCAUUUGACCACUGGAGAGCGAUUUUUUUUUUGGUGAAAAACGAGUGGAGUAUUUUCAUUCGCUAGUUAUAAAUUUCUAGACAUUUCUCUCUCUCGAGGGUUCUCAAGUGCAUCCCUUCGCUGACGACUGCCCACACUGAGACAGUUUUCAUUUGGGUGGAUACUCGGAGUUCCCGGUAUACAUCGGGCCUCGCGCCUACACAUCGGGAUCAAAAAAUGUUGGCUGGCGUUCUGGAAUCCCGGAGAUGGGAAUUGGCCCAUGCUCUGUCUCAACAAUUUCCCCUUGGGUACUGUGAAAACCUCGUAGGGAUAACGACCUUCUUGUUGCCUCUCUACGUUGGCUUCCUGUGAUGCGCCUGUCGGUCUGCACCUAGGCAAACGCAGCAUACAGGUGCACGUUUGACUGUUGGUAUGCACCUGGCAAACAUAACAUACAGGUGCACAUUGUGCAGCUUCUCAGCCGCACGUCUAGCGACCUUUCCCUUGAAAGCACCACUUGAGCAUUCAAAAUCUUCCCCUACCUUGUUUUACCAGUCAGAAAUUCCUGCAGGCAUUCCAGGUGGCUGCAUAGGGUCUCAUUUCCAACUCCAAAAACACUGCCAUGUUGGUGUGUAUGCCGAAGAAAUGAGUUCCCCAACACAUGCUGACACGGAACAUGUACCGCAAGUUUGGCCUCGUCUUUCUGGCAUGUGAUGCUACUGAAAGCGAGUUCAAGCACCACUGGACCCUGAGGCCCAAUCGCCGAAACUGCAGGUUAGGUUUGGAAGUUGAGGCGGCUGCUUUAUUGCUGCCAUAAUUUGGUUAUGUACAAAAUGGUCACCAUACUCUGCCUAGAUAAACAUCCUCAGGCAGC